Messenger RNA from Melopsittacus undulatus (budgerigar), 1084 nucleotides. Its product is annotated as dnaJ homolog subfamily B member 12-like. Lineage: Eukaryota; Metazoa; Chordata; Aves; Psittaciformes; Psittaculidae. Gene Ontology annotation, cellular component: endoplasmic reticulum membrane. The record is from RefSeq and is a predicted model, not a curated record. Gene Ontology annotation, biological process: cellular response to misfolded protein. Bases 1 to 1044 code for a protein of 347 amino acids. The transcript has 2 exons. Gene Ontology annotation, molecular function: Hsp70 protein binding.
AUGAACAUUAGAAAGACCAAAGAGGUUCUGCUCGAAUCACUCAACAAGAACGAGCAAUCAGCCAAUGGCCAGUCCCAGCCCAAGGAGUCCACAAACCCUCAGUUCAAGAAAAUGGGCCGGAGCUUCCCAUCGGCCAAUGGGGAGGUUGGUGGAGAGGCCCCCAAGGGCUACACUCAGGACCAGGUGGAUGCAGUGAAGAGGGUAAAGCAAUGCAAAGAUUACUAUGAAAUUCUGGGAGUAAACAGAGAAGCUUCUGAUGAGGACCUCAAAAAGGCUUACCGGAAACUUGCACUGAAGUUUCACCCAGAUAAGAACCACGCACCAGGGGCUACAGAGGCAUUUAAAGUCAUUGGUAAUGCAUACGCAGUAUUGAGCAACCCAGAGAAGAGGAAGCAAUAUGACCAGUUUGGAGAUGAGAAACUCAACCCAGCUCGGCACGGACACAGUCACUCGGACUUCCACCGCGGGUUUGAGGCAGACAUCUCCCCUGAGGACCUCUUCAACAUGUUUUUUGGUGGAGGUUUUCCUUCUAGUAAUGUCCACGUGUACAGCAAUGGCAGGAUGCGAUAUACCUACCAUCAGAGGCAGGACAGACGAGAACAUCAGGGUGACAGUGGCCUUGGGUUGUUUGUCCAGCUGAUGCCUAACCUCAUCCUGAUCAUUGUGUCUGCUCUCAGCCAGAUGAUGGUCUCCAGCCCACCUUACAGUUUGAGCCAUAGGCCGUCUGUGGGUCACACACACAGGAGAGUAACAGAGCACUUGAAGGUCAUCUACUAUGUAUCUGAGAACUUUGCAGAUGAAUACAUGGGCAUGAACCUGAAAAAUGUUGAAAAGAGCAUGGAGGAGGACUACAUUGCAAACCUUCGAAAUAACUGCUGGAAAGAGAAGCAGCAGAAGGAAAGCUUGUUGUACCGGGCACGCUACUUCGGAGACUCAGAUCUGUAUCGACGAGCACAGAGCAUGAGCACCCCCAGCUGUAGCAGACUGUCAGACGUUCAAGCCCUGCAUGGACAGUCACCGCCUGCCCGCUCAGCAGAGGUCUAAACUCUUGAAAUGCCUGAAGACUUUUGGUGAAGUGCACUGA